AUGAGAACAAGGAGUUCUAUAUGGAGAGUUGGGUCCAAGAAGAGAAAGCUAAGGCUUUCCUUGAUUAGGAACUCCAAGGCCGCCAAAUCUUCCAUAGAAAGGAAACUUAUGCAGCUCCAGAACCUCAUCCCGGGAUGCAUCAUUAACAGCAGCAACCCAGAAACCAUGUUCCAAGAGAUUGCUAAUUACAUCUUUCUCUUAGAAGCUAAGGUGAAUAUCCUCAGACUUCUGGCCACUUCAUAUGGAGUCUAA
Molecule: messenger RNA, 252 nt
Organism: Prunus armeniaca (apricot)
Lineage: Eukaryota; Viridiplantae; Streptophyta; Magnoliopsida; Rosales; Rosaceae
Source: the annotation of a GenBank genome assembly